Molecule: messenger RNA, 672 nt
Organism: Kwoniella mangroviensis CBS 8507
Lineage: Eukaryota; Fungi; Basidiomycota; Tremellomycetes; Tremellales; Cryptococcaceae
Exons: 1
Coding region: 1-672 (223 amino acids)
Source: RefSeq, a predicted model, not a curated record
AUGGAUCAAAUACCGUCUUCAAAUUCCUCCAGCUCUCAAGGAUACAAUGAAAACAGUGCUCAUCCACUGAUCUCCAGAACCUAUCGAUCAAGAAGACUGAACAAACUCAGAAGCUCGAGUGCAGAUUUGGUCUCUACGGGAUCAGAAGGGUAUUCUACGUUACUUGAGCAUCGGCAGAACCCUCGUAAGAUGCGAUACGCUCCCAACGCAACAUAUACAAGUAUGAUGAGCACAGAGCAAGAACAACCUGACCAGCCUGACCAACUUGAUGGGGUUGGUGACACAUCUCAAAACGCCAGCGAAGGCAAUGUACAGGCACAGGCCGAGGAUGGGGAUGAGAUUCAUGCCAUGAUGGGACAUUCAACUUCGAACGAAUCUCUCUCUGGGUGGAGUAUGAGGACUAGAUAUCAUGGAGAUGCAGCUGGUGUCGAAUCUGACAGUGCUAACAUCAUCGAUGACACAGGUACAGCUUCGUCACAACACCAAUCGAUUACUGAUCGUGAUCGUGAUGGACAGCGAUGGAAACUCCCUAAAGAUCUCAACGAAGAGUUGGAAAUAUGGGCUAUGAGGAGAACGGGCAAAGAUAUUCGACAAGUUUAUGGUCUUGAUGCUUGUCCGGAGGAUUGUAUCUGCAAAAAUGGGAAGGCGUUCGAUGUAGUUCGUGGAUUGUGA